CUUAAAAGCCCGAUACUUUUUUUUCCCAUUCUUAUCUGCAUUGCAACAAUAAACCUUUUCUAUUUUCUUUAUUAUAACCUCUUUUUAACUACAAUUAAGAUCCAUGGUUGCAAACGAAACAGAUUCUAUAUUAACGGCCCCAGGUCAUACACGCUAUCAGUCUAUUGGACCUUCUGAACCCGAAGAAGAGACUGUAAAAGGCAAACAUAAAAUUGCUGUGGCUAUAUUAAUAACGCUUGCUUCUUUAUUGUUUGGAGGGGUUCUUGUUCAUGGUUUAACAAGCGGUAAUGAACAAGCGCCCAUAUACAAUAACGGUACUCAUUCGUUUGCACCUACUGUCAUCUUCAUUUCUUUGGAUGGCGUUGUAAGUCAUGAUCUUGAUCUCCACUUUACGCCUGUAUUGAGUGAAAUAGCUGAACAGGGCGUCAAAGCUGAUUACAUGACACCAUCAUUUCCUCCAAUUACUUUUCCAAGUCAUUGGUCUCUAGUGACUGGAUUGUAUCCCGAAGCUCAUGGAAUUGUUGGAAAUUAUUUUUACGAUAAAAAUUUAAACGACAGUUUUUAUUACAAAAGCCCUGACCAAAGUUGGGAUUCUAAAUGGUGGGGCGGAGAGCCUAUAUGGAUUACAGCCGUGCGACAAAAGAAGAAGUCCGGUGUAAUUAUGUGGCCAGGUUGCAGUACAGAAUUUAGUGGACUUCGUCCCACUUACUCAGUUGCAUUUAAUGACCAUAUCAAGUUUGACGAUAAGGUGGACCAAGUCUUUGACUGGAUUGAUUUACCCUUGGAGGAUCGACCCCAAUUUGUAGGUGUAUAUGUUCAGCAAGUAGAUCAAGCAGGUCAUGCUUACGGUCCAUAUGGAAAUGAGACCUUCAAACAGUUACACCUUGCUGACAAAAGUAUUGGUAGAUUGUUAGAUGGAUUAAAGGAAAGAAAUUUAACGGACAUUGUAAAUGUGAUGGUUGUAAGCGAUCAUGGUAUGUCUGAAACUGACAAAUCGCGGUUAAUCUAUUACGACGAUGUUCUUACAGAAAAGGAACUUAGUUUAAUAUGGUCAAUUGAAGCAUCACCAACUCUAGGUAUCAGAAUUCAUCCCAGUGAAAAUGAGGAGGAAGCGGUUGAAAUAUUAUAUGAAGCAUUCAGAAGAUUGCACAAUUCCUUGGAUACACCUCAUUUUGAGGUAUAUAAACGAGAGGAUUUCCCUAGUAGAUUUCAAUUUCGGGAUAACAUCAGAAUUCCCCCAUUAAUGGUUUUACCAGAUGCAGGAUGGAAUUUUGUAACACAUAAAGAGUUUGAUCCAAACCUUGGUGGUGAAUAUGAGCCCCGUGGCGUUCAUGGCUAUGACAACAUGUCCCCUGAAUCAAGAGCCAUUUUUGUUGCCCAAGGACCAGACUUCCCAAAGAAAAAGACAAUUGUUCCUUUCUGGAACAUUGAGCUUUAUAGUGUCAUGUCACGCAUUUUACAUUUGAAACCAUCCAAUAAUAAUAAUACCUUAAAUGGAUUACUGGAGGUGGAAUAAUUAUCACAGGCUUUAAUAACAAGAACGACAUUUGAGACCAUCAAACAAUAAAACUAUGCUUAAUUAAUUUGUCGUGUACGUGUGUUCGUGUGUAAUUAUUUGUAAAUGAAUAUAAAUGUAUAAAUGUAUGUGAGUAAUAGACAUAUUGCAUAAUAUUCCUUUUAAUUUGACCAAAACUAGAAAAAAAGUAUGAUUUUUCAAACAAAUAA
This is a messenger RNA of Mucor mucedo, 1725 nucleotides long. RefSeq names its product alkaline-phosphatase-like protein. The transcript is spliced from 6 exons. Bases 104 to 1516 code for a protein of 470 amino acids. Gene Ontology annotation, biological process: nucleoside triphosphate metabolic process. The record is from RefSeq and is a predicted model, not a curated record. Gene Ontology annotation, molecular function: ribonucleoside triphosphate phosphatase activity; nucleoside triphosphate diphosphatase activity. NCBI's taxonomy places the organism in Eukaryota, Fungi, Mucoromycota, Mucoromycetes, Mucorales, Mucoraceae.